GCCUGAGGGAGCCGAGAUGGAGGUUGAGGAGAAAGAACGAGUCCAGAAGGAGGGCGAUUCUGUGAUAACUGAUUUUCACGGUUCCGAAGAGGAGAGAAUGGAGUUUCUAGGCAGACGCAGCACCAGAUCCCAUGACUCUCUGGCUUUCUCACUGGACAGUUCAAUCUCCGACCUGGAGGAUCCACGGGGUGCGCCCGAGCCUUCCUUCCUAGGCGGAUUUUUCAGGGAGUUCGAGAGUUUGCCCUCACUAAGCGACAUAUCCGAGAACAGCACCACGGUCGAGUCCGAGACUCGUCCGUCCGUCGCCCCACCACUACCUGUGCGAAUUUCUGUGGACCCCGGGAGAUUCGUGCAGUCCGUGGACCGCUUCUCGGUCUCAUCUACCUCUGGGAGGACUCUUAGUGAAUCGUCGUCGUCUGUGUUCGGGUUGAUCGCCGAAGAGGAAGAAGAACCAGAAGAACUGUCGCAAAGCUCAUUCCUGGGCAGCUUGAUUGAGGAACCGGAGACAGUUCGCAAGGAGGUGAUCAUACAAGAUGACGCCGAUAUGAUGGCCCAGAUAUACGUCGAAUCGGAGAGCGAUGAUGAUGGCAAAGAUGUGGUGGAUCCCAAGCUAGCCCAGCAGAUCCAAGUGUCUAAGAUGAUGAGCGAUUUCCUCGAGAGCCUGAUCAAUCGGGCCGUGCAAAUUGCAGAGAUUGGGGCCAGAGCGAAGCUGUUCGAUAAGGGUAAAAUGUUAGUAGAGAUAGAGCGUCUAGUGCACCUGUUCAUCGUGGAGAGGUCAACCAAUAACAUCCUAAACAACAAAAUGGGGGAGCACUGCAAGCGCAACCGAAAGCCGGACAAGUUCGCCACGCUGCCACCGGCUGUGGAGACUAUCGAACACCGCCGAUAUGUGGGCGCCCUGAACGUAGUCGAUACCCUGAUGGAGCGUUCGACGAUUAUCAAGAAGAAUGGCAGUUUCGUGAUUUCGCGCGCCCAACUGGAGUUGCACUUCUGCAAUACCUUGUCGAAGUUCGUGACGGAGAAUCUGGAGACCUGCAUGCGCAAGAAUCUGCUUCGCCAGGACUCGGACAAGCUGCGUCGUCUCUCGCUACGAACUCAAUCUGAAUCUACGCUCGCUGGCCGUCAUUACGGAGAAAAUACUAGUGGAAAGAAUUACAGACGAUUUGACGACAUCUGAAGUCCAAAGUGCCACUGACAAUAUAAUACAUUUGGAGAAACGACUCGAGGAUCGCGCCAAAGAAGUGUUGGCCAUGCAAGCAAAUUACAAAAAGUUCCUGAUCGAAAAAACAUGCAUCCGCGAGAAGCGCACCAUGAUCGCUG
Drosophila miranda is the source of this 1320-nucleotide messenger RNA. RefSeq lists its product as uncharacterized. Lineage: Eukaryota; Metazoa; Arthropoda; Insecta; Diptera; Drosophilidae. The record is from RefSeq and is a predicted model, not a curated record. The transcript is spliced from 3 exons. The coding region runs from base 17 to 1177 and encodes 386 amino acids.